Penicillium macrosclerotiorum is the source of this 4908-nucleotide messenger RNA. RefSeq lists its product as uncharacterized. The record is from RefSeq and is a predicted model, not a curated record. Gene Ontology annotation, molecular function: protein binding. The transcript has 3 exons. NCBI's taxonomy places the organism in Eukaryota, Fungi, Ascomycota, Eurotiomycetes, Eurotiales, Aspergillaceae. The coding region runs from base 1 to 4908 and encodes 1635 amino acids. Gene Ontology annotation, cellular component: cytoplasm.
AUGGUUGAGAGAAGGCUCCAGAGACUGAUCGAUGAGAAGCCGGUCUGGAAAAGUGUGAAAUCCAAUGUCACAAGCAAGCUAUGUGCCAACAAAACUAGUUAUCUGCUUGCUGUACGACAGAUGGAAGUUUUGGAGCACAGAAGUAUCCGGUCCACCAAAGCUGCGAUCAUUCGGGAGAUCGAAAGGCUGCCAAGCUCUUUAGAAGAUUCAUAUUAUCUGGCUAUGGCUGAUGAAAAAAGUGAGUGGGUGAAACUAGCCCUUUCUUGGGUUGUGAAUGCGAUGCGCCCUCUUUCUGUCGCCGAGCUGCGAGUUGCUGUAGCUAUGGGCGAUUACGAUACGCAUUCAGUGCAGUCUUUCACAAACUCGAUUUCAUGUGAUAUUGUCGGUGAUUUGAUGCAACGUGCCGGCUCAUUGAUCCAGAUAGUCGAUGAUCAAGUGCUACCAUGCCAUAGAUCCCUGCAAGAUAACCUAUCUGGAUACUGGAACAAGCAGUCCCCAAAUGCGGGCCCCCAUCUGAAAAUAUUAGAGAAUUGCUUGGACUAUCUUGAUCUUACUUUUAUUCCCAGCCCAGAUACGCCAAAGGACGUCGAAAUAGACGAGAGCUUGGUUGAGUAUGCUUGCUUGUACUGGCCCAGACACUUGCUCAGUAUCCAUCCAUCUGCGCGUGCUCGUGCCAUUGGAAAGGUCUUCUAUCUCCUAGGAAAGCCCGUCUGGCUCCACAAGUGGGCUGAGAUUUACAUGCAGCUUGCUGGCCCAUCGAUGAUUUCGAUACCUAGAACAAGGCUGCAAGUACUCUGCUACUUUGGUCUCAAUGAAGUGAUCUCUGAAGAGCUGACGAAAGUUAUGUUUGAUCCCGAACUCAAGUCAAACGUGCAGGCUUCGCUUGAGCUGGCUGCAUGGGGAGGAAUCUCGAAGCUGUUAAGAAGCUACUUCCUUUGGGGGUCAAUACAGCUCAUGCCCUCGGGCUUGCUGCAGGCCGGGAAUUUGUCCAGCCCAACAGGAUUUACACCAUUGCAUCAAGCCGCAUGUCGGGGGCGAGAGAAGGCGGUCCAAUUUCUUUUCAAAAACGGCGCCAACGUGGAUAAGAAAACAGCUUGCGGCGAAUCUACCGCGCUUCAUCUUGCUUCUCGAACUGGUCAAGCUGUUGUGGUUAAAAUGCUCAUUGAUCAAGGUGCGGAUACCUUGAUCAGGGAUGGUGAAGGCUAUAACGCUUUGAUGCUCGCAGCCCGCGCUGGCUUUUUGGAAACUGUGGAAAUUUUGCUACAGGACGAAAAUGGAAAAGUUAUGUGUCAAGAAACAAUUGGAGGAAACACUGCACUUCAUUUGACAGUGGAGUUUGGGCACCUUCAGACGACUGCAAGACUCCUGGGAUAUUAUCGGCAUCUCUACCUCCCUGGUCUUCUUAAUGAUGCCAAAGAGUCGCCGCUGCACUUGGCUGCCAAGGAGGGCUAUACUGAAAUUCUCCGAAAAUUGAUGGCCCAAACCAAGGUCAAACAGAAAGAUCUCCAGUCAAAUAUGGAUAAUGGCCAGGAGCAGUACUCGAUAAGUAUAGAAUUGCCUCAAUUUGGCGUGGACGCCCAUGCGGACAAGGAUGACCAGAGAAUUUUGCCUGAUAGUUACGUUCCUACACCGCUUCAAUUAGCGGCCGGAGGAGGUCAUCUUAAUGUUAUUGAUUAUUUGCUGGCAGACAAUAUGUACACCACCGACAUAGACCGCAGCAUCGCCUUCUUAGUUGCCGCUCAAAAAGGAAGACUUGAUGCAGCCGAAAUUCUUCGAAGGCACGGGACAAAGGAUAUUGUGAGCGAUGCAGCAGGAAACACAUCUCUACACCUCGCUGUCUUUGGGGCGCAUAUUGAUACUGUUAAAUAUUUGGUAAAAUUUCAACCAGCACUUCUGAAGCGACACAACAAAGAGGGAUUGACGCCGCUGCAUAUAGCGUCAGAAAUGUGGAAUCUUCGACUUGUGAAACUUCUUCUCGAAAUUGAUUCUGCAAUGGGAUCUAUUCGAACUAAAAAUGGCCAGACGCCACUCGCACUCGCUAUCGAACAGCGCCAUCCACAAGUGGGUUCCAGCCCACUGGUGAUCCAGACCCUCUACAAUUCAAUCGAGGACCCUGUUUUGCGGCAACAAGAGGGACGCAAAUCCUUCUUAAAGGCUCUCCAGAUUUCGGCGUCUGUAGCCGCAAUCCAGCUUAUCGCCGAUGGAGUCGAGAUAAACCUAGAUCAAGAUUUGGCAAUGAUCAUCGAAAAUGAUCGUAUUCUCGAGGCUAUUCUCGCCAAUCGAAAAGAUUUGAGUUGGGUGGUUGCCGAUGAAAAUAAGCGAUCCCCCCUUUCUAUUCCCUUGCAUCUGGCCGUAAUCAAGAGACGGCAAAAGGCUGCCGAGCUGCUACUGGAGAAGGCCCAUCUAGACCCAGAUACUAGAUGUGCCGAGAACAAAACAGCUCUCCAUCUAGCAGCGGACAUGGGCUAUCACGAAAUGUGCCAAAUUUUGCUGGAAUUCAAGGCAGAUGUCAACUCCCAGGAUAAUGAGGGAGGCACACCUCUGUUCAUUGCAUCAUACCAAGGCCAUGCGGAGGUUGUUCGGGAGCUUCUGAAGUGGAAGCCAAAUGUGGACAUUUGGGAAAAUGAACAUGGAUGGACACCACUCCACGCCGCUUAUGAUAAUUAUCAAAUUACCAAAAUGCUUCUUCAAGCAGGAGCCGACAAGUCAUUGAUGACUUAUGGCGUCAAGUCUACGGCAUUAGCAAUGGCGGCAUAUGGACAUAUCGAAGUAACUCGACUUCUUAUUGACACUGGUAGUGAUCUCAACACAGUGGAUGCGGCAGGAGAAACAAUAGUCCAUCGUGCUGUCAUCGGAGAGAGCCUCGAAAUUCUGCGCCUGUUUAGUUCUGUCAGCAAUGGGAUUGACUUUGAUGUGGAGCGAAAAGACAAAUCAACUCCAUUACAUCUUGCUGCUGCGGCAGGGGUCAAAGAAAUCGUCAUAUUUCUCCUAGAUCACGGUGCGCAGGUCGAGAGAGUAUGCGAACCCUAUGGUACCGUGUUGAUGGCAGCAGUUCUGAGUCUGAAAACGGACGUGGUUCAACUACUCCUUGAUAAAGGUGCCAAUUUGAAUACAAUAGUUAAUGACCAUGGCACUGCUCUCUGCGUGGCAGCAAGGGCCGGUGCUGAGAAGGUCGUUCGACUGCUCUUGAACCGCGAUGCCGAAGUGAACCCCACCGAGGGCCAAUUUACGAGCGCGCUCCAUACGGCAAUUGAGAAUAAUCACGAGACCGUGGCCAACAUUCUAUUGGAUUCUUUGGCAAAUGUCGACUCAGAGCCAUUGACCGGUCACUCAACACUCCAAUUAGCAACAGAUGCAGGGCUUUUCAGCAUUGUCGAGCGCCUGCUCAAAACCGGAGUAAAUGUGGAUUUCACAAAUGCAGGAAUGGACAGCCCUAUUUGCAUCGCAACUACCAGGAAGAACACUCGGAUUCUUGAUCUUCUUCUUAGCGCCAAUGCGGAUCCUACUUCUUGUUCCGCCGAGGGCGAGUCGGCUCUGUUCAUAGGCGUUGCUUUGCAGCUUCAUGAUGCAGUAAGAUCGCUCCUCGAGAAAGGAGCACGAGAUUUCUCAGCCCUCAGAGAGUCAAUCGAACAGGGUGAUCUAGAAAUGAUGCAGCUUUUACUUCAUUAUAUGACUAUUAUCGAUGCUGAUAACGUGAACAGAGAACCAUUGCUCCACAUUGCUGUGCGAAAAGGACACAACCAUAUUGCCAUGGAGCUCCUUGCGAAAGAUGCCAUGGUCACCGGUUGGGAUCACUUCGGUACACCACUCCUCUCUCAAGCCAUAACUUGGAAGAAUGAUGAAAUGGUCCAAUUCUUAUUGGGACAUGCCGAAACCAAUCCUAACACAACAGAUGACUUUAGACGCACUCCACUUAUGCUGGCGAUACUUCAUGGUGGUGACAAACACGUUCCUUUAUUGACUAGCGAAGAAGUUGACGUCAAUGCCACUGAUAUAGAAGGAAAAUCUGCAUUGAUUCAUGCCUGCAUACUUGAUAGCCUGAAAUCGGCAAUGCGCCUACUGGAAGCUGGUGCAGAUCCCACCAUAGAGGACCACCGAGGGCGCGGAGCCCUUUAUUGGUCAUGUCGUGAAGCUUCCACAGAGCUCUUCAGAGCCAUUCUAGGAAUCCUUAAAACCAAUUUUAGCGAUUGCUACGCAAAUCAGCGCAGCAAUGCCUUAUCCGCUGCAAUUGCAGCUAACCGUCUCUCUAUGCUUGAAGACCUUCUAGCUGAUGAUGAUUGCCCGACCGAGAGUGACAGUAUUGACGGCUGGAACCCCAUCUAUACAUGCCUUCUUUAUCGCCGCUCGAUACUCAGAGAUCGCUUGUUGGAUUCUAAUUUUAAUCUGGAGGUUCCGAUACCUGAACGACCUUCUGCGUGGUCAAUCACCGAUUGUCACAGUGGGCUUGAAGUACACCCGAGUGGACUUGGUAUCUCUGUUCGCAGUGGCAAAAGUUUCGUUGCGGGAGAAGCCCAUGCAGUCGUCCGUGCCAAUUAUCCUAUGUACCCAAUCGAGAGUCUGGGGAAUGUCUACUACUUCGAAGUCAAGAUUAAUUCAUCACAUCCACUGAGGUAUCUCUUUGUCCUCCUAAUUUUGUCUCACUUACUAAUUCAGGCCGUCCGGGUUAGGAGCUGGGCAAUCGGGGUUUGUGAUGAGCUUGCAUCUCUGCAUCAGAUGUUGGGCUGGGCAGAGGAGUCAUGGGGCUUCCAUUUGGACGGUGACAUUUAUAGCCGUGGAAGAUGUACAGAAAUCGAAGUUCCCAAAGAGGAUACCUGCGUGGGAUGCGGGGUCAACUUUGAUAAGGAGUUCGUCUUUUUCACUCACAACGGAGUGCUAAUUGGCAAGUGCCACUUUGUCUUUAGAGAUUAG